Messenger RNA from Pseudophryne corroboree (corroboree frog), 9316 nucleotides. RefSeq names its product potassium sodium-activated channel subfamily T member 1 (gene KCNT1). The transcript is spliced from 33 exons. The record is from RefSeq and is a predicted model, not a curated record. Lineage: Eukaryota; Metazoa; Chordata; Amphibia; Anura; Myobatrachidae. The coding region runs from base 224 to 4033 and encodes 1269 amino acids. Gene Ontology annotation, biological process: potassium ion transmembrane transport. Gene Ontology annotation, molecular function: outward rectifier potassium channel activity; intracellular sodium-activated potassium channel activity. Gene Ontology annotation, cellular component: plasma membrane.
GCAGCGGGGCCGGUGCCUAUGGGAGAUGUCAGCCAGAGCGAGAAGUGGCUGCCGGGCGCUCAGUUGUGCGGAGAGGAUGGAACAGGUCGGAUGGUGACAGGAGCCAGAAAGAAACAUUGUAUCACUGUGCAGGAGAGGAGAGGAGAGGGGGCUGUACAGGACAUGAGAGAGGAGGAGGGGGGCUGCUUGUGACAGAGGGACCAGCUGGAAAAGUCGGGACUUCAUGGUGUGUCCCUGUGCUGGGAUGCCAUUCUCCGACCAGGACAGAAGCCUGCAGGGUAUCUACAAGUCUACAGCCCACCACCAGCACCUGCACCCAGGAGAGGAGGCUGGCAGCAGUGGCAGGGGGAAGUGCAGCGAGUGCUACACCAACCAGAGCUUCGUCUAUGAUGAUGGGAGCAGCCACAGGUACACCGCCAGGCUGGCAGCUGACAAGACUGGGGUCAUCCUAGACAUCAGCACCCUGAAGAUGAAUGAGCUGGAGACCGAGGUCCCCCCUCUGCCGCCCAGAUACCGCUUCAGAGACCUCCUGCUGGGGGACCAGACCUUCCAGAACGAUGACAGGGUACAAGUUGAGUUCUACGUCAAUGAAAACACCUUCAAGGAAAGACUCAAACUGUUCUUCAUCAAGAACCAAAGAUCAAGCCUCAGAAUCCGUCUCUUCAACUUCUCCCUGAAGUUACUCUCCUGCCUCCUGUACAUCGUGCGCGUCUUGCUGGACGACCCGACGCAUGGAAUUGGUUGCUGGAAUUGUGACAAACAGAAUUACACAGCGCGAGUAUACCCUCAUAUCACUAGCUGGGAUCCGAUCAUUUGGGUGGAUCGCAGUACGCCGCUGUGGGCCAUCCAGGUGACUGUGGCUAUUAUCAGUUUCUGUGAGACCAUGCUUCUGAUCUAUCUCAGCUAUAAGGGUAACAUCUGGGAACAGAUCAUUCGAAUUUCCUUCAUUUUGGAGAUGAUAAACACUGUUCCCUUCAUCAUCACGAUAUUUUGGCCUCCUCUGCGUAAUCUCUUCAUACCGGUUUUCCUGAACUGCUGGCUGGCGAAAUGCGUCUUGGAGAAUAUGAUAAAUGACCUUCAUCGCGCUAUCCAGAGGACGCAGUCAGCCAUGUUUAAUCAGGUGAUCAUACUCAUCUGCACCCUGCUCUGCCUCGUCUUCACAGGGAUGUGUGGGAUUCAGCAUUUGGAACGAGCUGGGGAUAACCUGUCCCUCUUCAAAUCGUUUUACUUCUGCAUUGUCACCUUCUCCACGGUUGGCUACGGAGACGUGACCCCUAAAAUCUGGCCUUCUCAGCUGCUGGUGGUGAUAAUGAUCUGCGUGGCUCUUGUGGUGUUACCUCUCCAGUUUGAGGAGCUCGUGUACCUGUGGAUGGAGAGGCAGAAAUCGGGAGGGAACUACAGCAGGCACCGCGCCCAGACGGAGAAGCACGUUGUCCUGUGCGUCAGCUCCCUGAAGAUCGACCUCCUAAUGGACUUUCUCAACGAGUUCUACGCUCAUCCCAGGCUGCAGGAUUAUUACGUAGUCAUCCUUUGCCCUACAGAAAUGGAUCUCCAGGUCCGGAGGGUGCUGCAGAUACCAUUGUGGUCCCAGCGGGUCAUCUAUCUCCAAGGGUCAGCUCUGAAAGACCAGGACCUGAUGCGGGCAAAGAUGGAUGAUGCGGAAGCCUGCUUCAUACUCAGCAGCCGGAACGAAGUGGACCGUACUGCCGCCGACCACCAGACCAUCCUGAGAGCCUGGGCUGUCAAAGAUUUUGCCCCCAAUUGCCCCCUCUAUGUCCAGAUUUUGAAACCUGAAAAUAAAUUCCAUGUGAAAUUUGCAGAUCAUGUGGUUUGUGAAGAGGAGUUUAAGUAUGCCAUGCUGGCACUGAACUGCGUGUGCCCUGCCACCUCCACACUCAUCACACUCCUGGUGCACACCUCCAGGGGGCAGGAAGGCCAGCAGUCACCGGAGCAGUGGCAGAGGAUGUACGGGCGCUGUUCCGGCAAUGAGGUCUAUCAUAUCCGUAUGGGAGACAGCAAAUUCUUCAUGGAGUACGUGGGGAAGAGUUUCACAUAUGCUGCUUUCCAUGCUCACAAGAAGUAUGGCGUGUGCUUGAUCGGUGUCAGGAGAGAGGACAAUAAGAGCAUCCUGCUGAACCCGGGACCCCGGCACAUCAUGGCCAGCUCCGACACCUGCUUCUACAUCAACAUCACCAAGGAGGAGAACUCUGCCUUCAUCUUCAAGCAGGAGGAGAAGCAGAAGAGGAAGGGGAGAGGGAUGUGGGGGGAGCCGUCCCGGCUGCCGGUGCACAGCAUCAUCGCCAGCAUGGGUACGGUCGCCAUGGAUCUCCAGAACACGGACUGCCGCCCCAUAAGCAGCAGCAAGCUGACCCUCCCGUCGGAGAACGGCUCUGGCACCCGGCGGCCCAGCAUCGCCCCCGUCCUGGAGAUCGCCGACAGCUCUACCGUGUUACCGUGCGACCUCCUUAGCGACCAGUCGGAGGAUGAGAUGACGCAGUCUGAUGAUGAGGGGCUCCCGAUGCUGGAGUAUGUGAAAGGAUAUCCCCCAAAUUCUCCUUAUAUUGGAAGCUCCCCAACGCUCUGUCACCUUCUACCUACGAAAGCUGCUUUCUGCUGCCUCCGUCUGGACAAGGGCUGCAAACACAACAGCUUUGAAGAUGCGAAGGCCUACGGGUUCAAGAACAAGCUGAUCAUUGUAUCGGCCGAGACGGCGGGGAACGGCCUCUAUAAUUUCAUCGUACCCCUGAGAGCGUACUACAGGUCCCGGAAGGAACUCAACCCGAUCGUCCUGCUCCUGGAUAACCCGCCGGACAAUCACUUCCUAGAGGCCAUCUCGUGUUUCCCAAUGGUCUACUUCAUGGUCGGCACCAUAGAUAAUCUGGAUAAUUUGCUGCAAUGUGGGAUCAUCUACGCCGACAAUUUGGUGGUGGUAGACAAGGAAAGUACGAUGAGCGCAGAAGAAGACUACAUGGCGGACGCCAAGACGAUAGUCAACGUGCAGACAAUGUUCAGAUUAUUUCCGAGCCUCAGUAUCACCACCGAGCUGACGCAUCCGUCCAACAUGCGCUUUAUGCAGUUCCGGGCGAAAGACUGUUACUCCCUCGCGCUCUCCAAACUGGAGAAAAAAGAGAGAGAGAACGGCUCCAAUCUGGCCUUUAUGUUCCGUCUACCAUUCGCCGCCGGCAGAGUGUUCAGCAUCAGCAUGCUGGAUACAUUAUUAUACCAGUCCUUUGUAAAAGAUUACAUGAUCACCAUCACCAGACUUCUCCUAGGGUUGGAUACAACACCGGGAUCUGGAUACCUCUGCGCGAUGAAAAUCACGGAGGACGAGCUAUGGAUCAGAUCCUACGGGCGACUGUUCCAGAAGCUCUGUUCAUCCAGCGCGGAGAUCCCUAUCGGAAUCUACAGAACGCAGUCGCACAUGUUUUCUACAUCGGAGCCGCACGACAUCCGAACACAGUCUCAAAUCUCCAUCAACGUGGAGGACUGUGAAGACACUAAAGACACAAAGGAACACUGGACGGUGAAACCCAACCACCGGAACUCCACGUCCAGUGACCAGUCGGAGCACCCUCUGCUGCGCAGGAAGAGUAUGCAGUGGGCGCGCAGGCUGAGCAGGAAAGGGAACAAGCAGGGGGGCAAAUCGGCAGAGUGGAUUAGUCAGCAGAGACUAAACCUGUACAGACGAUCAGAGCGACAAGAGCUGUCCGAGCUGGUGAAAAACCGCAUGAAGCACCUUGGCCUUCCCACUACGGGGUAUGAGGAUGUAGCAAAUUUAACUGCCAGUGAUGUGAUGAAUCGGGUAAACCUUGGAUAUUUGCAAGACGAGAUGAAUGAUCACCAGAACACACUGUCUUACGUCCUCAUUAAUCCCCCGCCGGACACACGCCUGGAGCUGAAUGAUAUCGUAUAUCUCAUCAGGUCCGACCCUCUAGCCCACGUCGCUAAUGACUCCCACAGCCGAAAGAGCAGCAAUAGUUACAGGACAGAGCAGACGGGUAAUCCGGAGACGCGGGACGAAACGCAGCUAUGAGAACAAGCCUGACUCAUGGACGCUCUGCCUGAUCACACAACCCAACUGACUUCUGUAUCGUGUUUAUACGCAGCCGGGCUCAGCCCAUGAGUCACACUCCGAAUUGGACUUUGUUGGAACUCGGGGUGGAGAAUGGCGACGAUGCCAGCAAUCCUUACAGGAAGCCUCCACCCCUAAAUUGCCGGAGCUUGGCACAGACCACUACGUCCUCAGUACCGGAACAUCCCGCUACUGCAGCGCAACCACAGGCUAGCAAACAAUCCAAGUGAUGUUUUGUAUCUGCAAAUACUUUCCAAACGCUUUGUUUCACACAGAAGUUUGAAAGCAAUUCCACGCGUAUAUACUGAUGCGUUCCGCACACCCCUGCGUCGGGACAGGCUAAGUGGCCCUCGCCAAAAAAAGAGAACCAACGGGAUGGAUCUGAGAAUACAGUCUCCGAUGCAGCCACUUUUCACAGACCACACAGUAUUUGGGGUUUAUGAAGUCGGACAAUCUCUACCCUAGCUGUAAUGAGCGCACAAACGGAACAGUGAGAAUAUACGCCGCGUUUUACAAGCAGCUGAUAGGAAGACGUUGACCCUGCCCAGUUAUGUUGUCCCAGCGGUUUAGCAUUUGCUUGUUGUAUUAAUAGGUCCUCCCUCCCAUUUCGUAUCUAGCGCUUUUAUUUAUUGGGUAAGUCUAUGUCUGCUGUAGGGGAUGUAAAGGAACCCAGCAGCCAAUGAUAUGGAGAGAAUCGUUAGGUCUUGUGCAGCCGCUACAGCGUUACUGGCCCUUUAAGUUGUUUCCCCCCCCAACACUUUCAGCCCUCCUGCAAGUCCAGGGUACGUAUUCCAGAGCAGAGCUUCACAAUGGUGCUAUCAGUCUUAUGCCGAACGUCUCCUGAAGAUGAGGCGCAACAUUUAUCUUCCGUUCUACAGAUGUCCGUUAGAAAAGGGGUUUUGCCAAUUUGUAUUGUAAUUCACUGUUCUAGGUGAUACGUGCCAAUAUUCUGAGGCCUUGCACCCCCGAAUCUUUAUACAAACAGGUUUAAAGAGUUUCCCGCCCUAAGACGACUUUAAUUUACCAUCUUGUACCUAGCCUCCAGCAAUGCAAUAUAUCAUUAUCAUCAUUCUAGCUCCCAUCUGUCCUCUCCAGUUGUAGAUGUAUAUCAGGCAGAGUUGUGUUGCCCCUUGAUACGACACAACUCCCUGGUUUGGAUACAGUUGUAUCCAGGCAGCAAUUUGUGUCGUAUCCCUGGGUGAUGAAAAUAAACCAUACUGCCUGAAGACAGCUGCAGCUGAAAAGCACAAAACAGAAAAAUAAGGUAGUUAGUGCAGUAGGGAACUGUGUGCGCGAGCCGAGAAAUAGAAGUUAUCUGACGGUUAAAUAACAAGCAGCUUUAAUUGUAUCCAUUAAGUAAAACAGACAAAAAAUUCCAGUUUCCGUUGGGGCGGAAUCACCGAUGCCUCCAGUCCUGGACGGAUUCCGUACUAAAAGGGGAACCUACCUAUUUAUCAGUCGGAGCUGUUAUACAAUCACUGGGGGGGGGCUCAACAAAUUGUUAGUAACGGACAUAUCACUUAUUGUUUUUAUUGAUGAACUUAUCUCUGUACAUUUUGUUUUGAACUUAUUACGGCAAGGGGAAUGUUGAUUUUUUUUUUUUGUAUUUUAAUGUUGCAUCUGAUACCGGUUAAUAUGGUGUCCAGGUUCUUUGCAGAGAAUUGUACACUAACAUACAAUAUUUAUACUGCACAUUUACAAGGUACCUUAUCAGUAUUAAUCCCCAUCCCUUACCGGGAGUAGAAUAAACCUGUUAUUGAUGAGGCAGUGUUUCUGGCUGAUGGUUAUUACAGGAGCUUACAGUCACUGGCGCAGUUGGAAGCAGCCAAAUUAUCUAAUGUCGCCGAAUAGGCAGCAUGUCCAUUACUAUACCAUUGGUACGUUCCAUAUAAUGGCCGCCCCCGCUGCCUGUAGGCAUGGUAGAGGCCACGUCUUACAUUAUUAUUUGACCCCAUUUCAGAACGACAUAGGCUUUGGCUGGACUGGUCGCAUAUCGUAGGAAUGCUUCGUAUUUACCAGUCAGACGGUCACAGCGAAUCUGCCAGAAUGGAUGGUGGUCAACGAUUUCCAAACCGGCUGUCAUUUUGGUUUGGCCGAACCAUUAUUGCCCGCUGUUUGUCCCACCAAUAAUGGCAAGUGCUGGGAAGGCGCGUUGAGGUUUCAGAAUUAGAAGCGUCCAAGCGUCCCUAUUUAUGGUGGGACUGUACAGCUGUCAUGGCAGACAGGACAUUUGCCCCAAAUGCUGCGUGUUAUGGCGAUGUACUGGCGGUGGGGAGCUGGUACCAAGUGCAUCUGCUAUGGAGGUUGUGUUUAGUGGACGAGCUCGCCAUGCAGAGGCACUAGACGUGUGCCGGUUGUGGCCACACCCAUGUAGCGACACACCCCUUUCUGAGGCGUCCUGCUUUACAGUAGGUGAGUGUGGUGUGUUGUCAUUGUGUAUACUUUCAUGGCCUGUACUGAGCCAAAAUAAGGCGUUAUAGCCACAAAUGUUAAAUUCUCCUUGUACUCCUUCCCGAAUCCCCCCCACAGACAUAGCGGCAGAGCCACCGUCUUCUGACUGCCUGGCUUUAGUGGGUUCCAAUCAGUGGAUAGACAGUGUCCAGCUAGACAGGCAAUAGGUCUAUCCCAUGUGGUCGCAGGGCUGGCGUUGUGUACUUGCCGCAUUAUGCCAACCUGGGUGCAGUUUCUCAGACCUCCGCCCACUGCAACACCGGCCCAUCCCCCAUCCUGUCCCACCCACUUCCCAGCGUUACACCUACCCCCCCCCCCAUAUGUGUCGUUUGUGUGUAUGAGAGACAUGUUUCCAGGCGGCUCCGGUUGUUGGAGUGUUGCAUACGUUUAUGGGUCUCAGUUAUUGGCACUGUAAGUAUAGAUAAUAACUUUAUUUAUAAUAUAUAGCGCUCUUUCUCCAGCGGGACUCACAAAAUGUCUGAGCCCAGCUUGGGGAGAAUGUUCUUUAUUUAUGACAUAAUAUCAAUAUAUUAUCCGACUAAUAUUCAUAAGAUAUCCCACCCAAAAAUGGCCCCAUCCUUUGUGUGUAGGUGCCCGGUUUCCCUGCCCUCUGUAAAUAAUGUAGUGGUGGCGGAGAGGGGGCAUGUAUUGAGUUGCGCUAUUUCUGCUGGCGUCCCUGUGUUAGAUGUAUAGAGAUGUACGUCACACCAUUCUAGCUAAUCACAAGGGUGGCACAUUCACAUCUCACAAAUAAUUACAGACUGACAAAUACACUCCGACCCCCCCAGGGUGCAUCACUCCUGGAAAUAAGCCCUGUAACCCGCUGGAGGCCAGAGAUGCCACAUUCCCACCUUGUAUGUCCCUUCCAGCUAAUUAAAGAUACUGCUGAUUUAAUAUUAAAUAUACAGACGUUUACGUGUGACUUUUUUCAGUGUCCAAAUUAAAAUAGAUUAAUAAUCCCCUUUCAGACUGGCAGAGCCGGGUCGCACCUGGGAAUUUCUACACGGGUGCUUCCCAGGUGCGACCUGGCUUGAGACCCCUUUCAGGCUUGCGGCGCAUAUUGACGGGAUGAAGUCACCACCAAAGCUACAGGAGGCGAUGCUUGAAGAUGAUCAUCUCCAAAUGCUGCCGCCUCCUAUGCAGAUAAUGGGUUUCGGGUCGCCUUGAUCUGGUUUACCGUUCACACUGCACACAUCCCAGGUUGAUUCCGGCUUCAACCCAGGUUGCGACCUUGAAUAAAAUGCUGGGACGCUCGAUUCGGGAUAUUCCUUUAGGACCCUUUCAGACUAAGCAACAUCCUGGGUUGAUGCGGAUUCACGUGCAAGAACCCGGGACGUUUUUGCUGGUCUGGAAGGGGGUAUAAAUAACAUUCCAUUAAGGCAACAUUUUUCUCUGCCCUUUUAUAUAUAGUUCGCUGUGAAACCCACAAACUGCCUCAAUCCUGAUGAGAACAGGAGAAAAUGAGCCUUAGAAACGUUCUCGGCUAUUACUUUCCCCAUGUCUCCUAUUUCCAGCACGCGGCUGAUGACGAUUCCACAAUCUGCAGCGUAUCCCAUCACCCACAACGAAUGAGAAGUUUUCUCUCCUUGUUAAACGCGUUGUAGGUGGAAAAUCCCCAACUCGUACAUUCCGAUUGUUGCGCCAUACGUACGCUUCUAAGGAAUCCCUCAUUUUGUUAAUUGCUGGAAAUAGUAAAUAAGAUCAUCUCAGUGUAAUGUAUUAAUGACGGGUGUAGAUAUAUUAUUAAUGGUAUCUAGCAGGUGAUAUACAGUAUGUACAGUAGGUUAGUCGCCAAUACCUACUUCCUGCAGAUAGCACGCUGUAAGCCGGGACAACGCACAAUGGGAGUGUUGCGCAUCUGCCAAUUUAUAUAUUCUCUAAACCUUUGUCUACUAGUGAUCUGUCUGAUAUCCACUUCUAUGUGAGGGACCAGCUAGCCGAGUACUGAGGUUGUCCAUUGCCCACCUGAAAGCAGUGAUCUGCUAGUGCCUUCUAUAAUCAAUGUAUACACCCUGCGGGAUGGUCUUAUAUGCAAUACCUCCUACAUGGCCAGCGCCUGUGGGCUCCCAGGAGAAUGACUGACGUGGGGCCACAACUACAUGCCAGGCUGAGUAUCACUGGCGUAGGCAGCGCCUCUCAGGCCGGUGUGGAUAAUAUAGGGGAAUUAUAUUAGCCAAGUACCCCACGGUAACGGGCGCUGGCUCUGAGCGGGUACUGUACUACCUGGAUGUGCUGCCAACUCACCAAGCGGCAUCACCGGGAAGUGACUAUGGUGCCAAAUCUGGCAAUUUCACCUAUAGCACGUUAUCACCCCACAUAUGUAAUGUAAUCAGCUGAUGUGACCCUGACGCCCGUCAGUAGGAAUGACAUUGUAUCCCGCUUUCUUAUAGACUUAAAUACCAUUUUAUAUCUGAUAUAUCUGCUUUGAUACUUCUUUGUCAUUACACAAUGCAAUCAAUAGUAUAUACUGUGUGUGUAUAAAGAUAGAUUAUAUACACACAUAUGGUAUAUUGAUAAUAUCUGUAUGUAUUGCCUUCAAUGAGCGAGCUUUUAUUGAUACAAGCAUAUCACUUUGUUACACGUCUUUCCUAGCAGAAGACCCCCCCACGCUGUACAGAGCGCAUGUAUUUUCUCACUUGCUUCUGACCGGUGCCGGCAUCCUGCGUCCGAGCGAGGGCCGUUGCGGGCCGCAGGACUGGCAAAUGCCGUUUUGUACAUUUUUUUCUUAAACUCUGUUCUACAGUAUGUAAAGAAAGUAUUAAAAUAUGGAGACGGCUGCAUGCAGCUAUAUUA